CCAAACCGGAAGUAGCCCUGGCUUGUGUGAGGUUAGCGUGUUAGCGGGGGCGAAACGUCAAUAAAGGUAUAUUUAGGUAACCAAAGUUAUGAAUUAAUUCAAAUCUACGAUAGAUUGUAAACUAUCAUCUUACAAACAAGGUUUUUGAAGGUUACAGCUUCUGUGAUGACAGCGUGCAUGCUAGCAACGUUUAGCUAAAUAACGGAGCUCGUGCUGUAUCUAGGUUAAUAAUGGGGUUUUAUGAAGUGUAUUCUCACCCGGUUUUAGUCCGAUAUAAAGCCAGCGUGUGUUCCCGGGCCAGUGUGUUUGUGCUGGUGGUGUAUGUGCUCACGUACAUCCCCCCUCUACUCAUCACCUACAGGAGUCAAGGGUUCUGGCUGAAGCAGAGCUCAUAUGAGGAACAACCUGUGGUCCGGUUCCAGUAUGAGAUGUUAAUGAUAGGUGUGACGAGUGUUAGUGGAGAUUAUGUAGCAUGGAGCACGUUCUCCAACUUCAACACGCUGCUGGGGGACAAACUGCGCAUUCCCACUGUGUCUGUGCGAGAGAGUGAUAGUAAUGGUGAUGGGAAAGCAGAUCGUCUGUCUCUGCAGAUGUCUGUCCCACUGAACAGCGCAGAGCAGAUUUACAGCAUUCAGCUACUGCUCAGCUUCUCCUACCAACUCCGUAGGAUGUCAGUGGUGGUGAUGCAGUCGAUGGCGUUGGUCCAGUCCUCGUCUCCUGUCCCCAUGUCUCAGCUCUUCAUCAGUGGAGAUCUGAAGCUGCAGCAGAAGGAGCCCCUCUCUCAUCGUGGUGUACACACUCAGUAUAAUGUUUCUGUGAUCAAUUCAGCGAGUCCUUUUGCCAACUCCUACGACCUCGCCACCAUCAUCAGGAACUACCAGGAGAGAAACUUGACCACCUAUCUGUGGUGUCCUGUCCCCGUCUGGACAGUUGGUCGAGCAGCAAACACUCCAUUUCAGAUUAAUGCAGAAAUCCGUUACCCAGUGGAGACAAUAAUGUAUCGACCGGGUUUCUGGGAGACUGUGAAGUUUGCCUGGGUUCAGUACGUCAGCGUGUUGCUCAUCUUCCUCUGGAUCUUCCAGCGUGUCCAAACCUUCGUCUUCUACAACCGGGUCCUGCCCACUGUACCUGUCUCACUGCACAAACCUCACUCUUCCUGACCUGUCUGUUCGUGUGUGUGUGUGUGUGUGUGUGGGUGGGUUUUUUAAAGUGUGUGAUGAGAAUGAUGUGUAUUUUUUCUAUUAUAUCAUCACUGUAGUUUUGCUAAUGUGUGUAUAAUGAUUUUGUAUCUCAGACAAUAAACCUGUCUGUAUGUUCA
This is a messenger RNA of Hemibagrus wyckioides, 1318 nucleotides long. RefSeq names its product transmembrane protein 231 (gene tmem231). NCBI's taxonomy places the organism in Eukaryota, Metazoa, Chordata, Actinopteri, Siluriformes, Bagridae. Gene Ontology annotation, biological process: cilium assembly; regulation of protein localization. The record is from RefSeq and is a predicted model, not a curated record. Bases 231 to 1160 code for a protein of 309 amino acids. The transcript has 7 exons. Gene Ontology annotation, cellular component: ciliary membrane; ciliary transition zone.